Messenger RNA from Cynara cardunculus var. scolymus (artichoke), 732 nucleotides. RefSeq lists its product as uncharacterized. Lineage: Eukaryota; Viridiplantae; Streptophyta; Magnoliopsida; Asterales; Asteraceae. The coding region runs from base 48 to 521 and encodes 157 amino acids. The transcript has a single exon. The record is from RefSeq and is a predicted model, not a curated record. Gene Ontology annotation, cellular component: chloroplast thylakoid.
AAGCGAUCAGUAGGGAUCAGCUUCGUGGCAGAGAACACUCUUCAGCCAUGGCUUGCAGAAGCUCCAAUCUACUUCUAAACCCUUUCUCUCGCCGGAGCUCGCGGCCUGUAACCACCGUCUCUGCCUAUAAGGUACAAUGUCCUAAAGCCGCGCCUCCGACGAUCCAAUUUGACGGUCAGAGCCGGAGACAGCUGUUGUUUCUCAUGACAGCAACAACGGCGGUGAAAGCAUUGGAGAUGCCUUCUAUGGCGGAGGACAUAGGAUUGUUUGGAUUAAGGAAGAAGCUGAAGAAGGCAGAGGAGGAAGCGGAGGAGAUCGUGAAGGAAGGGAUCGAAUCGGCCGAGAAAGGAUUGGAAGCGGCGGAGAGAGGGAUUGAGACGGCGGAGAAGGAUAUUGCGACGGAUGUUAGUUUUGGAAUUGGAGGUGGUUUGACGCAAGCUGGAGUGGUGGUAGGUGCGGAGGUGGUUGGGGUUUUGAUUGCUACGUCGGUCGUUAACGGAAUAUUAGGACCUGAAGGUUAAGAAGAUUCUGAUCACAGGUAAAUAAUCAAAUCGUUGAUUUCUGAUUGUUGUUCUUCAAUUUCUGAUUGACGUAAUCAGAUCUUCAAAUUGCAAUAUACAUCAAUCGAUCUUAUUCGCAUCUUGAACUUUUGGUUGAUGCUAAUCAGUACACCAAAUAGCAUUUGUUUUCCUUUUUCUUCGAAUUCCGAACUUGAGUAAAUCCAUUAUUACG